AUGUCAAGCAUAGUGAGCGGCCAGACACGUCUCAAAGUACAGAACACUGCUGACAUCAAAGCAGACGUGCGUGUUCUUUGGUUCCUCGUACCAACAGUGUUUCAAUACCAUUCAUCAAUACAAAUAGCUGUCUCGGUCUCUAUGAAGUUUACCAAAUACUACAUAUGGUGUUCUCCUUCAUCCUGCAAGGUUAACCCCUACUGGCCCUUCAUUUUCUACCCGCUGAGUACUCGUCCUACUGCCACAGGCAUGAUGGCGAUCCGUGUAUACGUGCUUCUCGGAAAAUCUAAAAUAGUCUUCAUCAUCCUUGCGAUAGGCUAUGCUAUCUCUCAAGGGCUGAACAUCGUCCUCGGAAUUUAUCUACUUGACUUCAGCCCUACUCUUCGUUCGGAAUGGACACAAGGCGCUGUAUGCACCUGCGAGCAGUCUACGCCCGCGAACCGAGCUUGGGUUUACCCAGUAGGCAGCAUGGCAGGGCUCGCGUUUGACUUGAUUGUCUGCGCGUUUGCGCUGGUAUAUGCGUUCAAGCAUGUUCCGAAGGCGUGCUGUCGCAACCCUGCGCGCGCAGCGCUUACUCUCUCGGUUAUAAUUGUUCGCGAUAACCUUGUUUAUUUCUUUUUCUACAAUCUGACUAUAAUAGUCCAGUCCAUGUUGCAGACGAUGGUGGGCCCCUGGAUGAUCAUUAGUUUGCGAGAAGCAUACGAGAGGCAAACGGGCUACGGACCAUCAUGUUCAUCUGAGCUGACAACCGUAGCCUUUGCAAGCAUCAGAGUGCCAUGGACGGACCAGUCGGGUGACACACCAAAAUCAGACUCAGUCUGGAGUAGUUUUCAGCGCAAGGAGUGA
Messenger RNA from Coniophora puteana RWD-64-598 SS2, 846 nucleotides. RefSeq lists its product as uncharacterized. The transcript is spliced from 4 exons. Bases 1 to 846 code for a protein of 281 amino acids. The record is from RefSeq and is a predicted model, not a curated record. NCBI's taxonomy places the organism in Eukaryota, Fungi, Basidiomycota, Agaricomycetes, Boletales, Coniophoraceae.